Molecule: messenger RNA, 669 nt
Organism: Symbiodinium sp. CCMP2592
Lineage: Eukaryota; Dinophyceae; Suessiales; Symbiodiniaceae
Source: the annotation of a GenBank genome assembly
AUGACGAGGUGGUCGCUGCUUGUGCUGGCCACCCUCGUCCAAGCCGGUGAGAGGUGCGGGGACGCCAGCAACCUGUGCUAUGCUUGGUCACUGGAAGGUCGCUGCGAUGAUGGCGACUUCUACAAGAAGAGCUGCCCUUUCUCCUGCGGCAUUUGCACGCCUCACUCCUGCUCAGCGGCGAACGCCAGCGAGGCCUUCUGCUCGGUGGAAGAUGAUGCGGAGCAUGCCGCAGCGGGCGGCCUGCAAUGCAACUUCUGGCACCUUCUGGAGGACAGAGGUCCCUUGGACCUGUAUUUCAUCCAUCCUGACCCGGAUGAAGAGCACACACAUGUGGGUCGAUUGGCUCAUGGGGAGGCGGUGUCGCUCCAAACCUACCCGGACCAUGUGUUCCAACUUCGGGAUCCAGGCAAUGAUGAGCUUGUCGCAGUGGUCCGGAUGUUCCCAGACCGAGAUGUCAUUGGCUUUGAUAAGGACUAUCUGGACGCGGUGGCAGGUUGCGUGGAUACGCCGCCUUCGAGCUGGGACGGUGAUUGCCACGAGGAGGCCAGCGCCGGAGGCUGCGUCGCGAAUCCAGGAUGGAUGUCAGUGUUUUGCGCCAAGAGUUGCCACUCCUGCCAUCUUCGCCAUACGGACCGACAUCUCUGCGAUUCUGGUACAAGAAGCUACUAG